Messenger RNA from Amoebophrya sp. A25, 2932 nucleotides. Lineage: Eukaryota; Dinophyceae; Syndiniales; Amoebophryaceae. The record is from the annotation of a GenBank genome assembly.
UACAAAGCUGGCUUAGACAUAUUCGCAGGAACGUGCACAUCAGAGGCCGUUCGUGCACGCUGCGGACGUAGCGCGUCGCAGUGGGCUCAGGCGGUAGAGCAGUUGGGAGCAAGGCUGCAGGGUGCGCGCGGAUCGUCGCCAGAAAAGGGGUGUGCCUCCAGCACCCGUACCACAGGCCCGCCGUUGUUUGCAAGGUUGCAAGAGGUCGUUGCGGAGCUGAAUAUGAGCUGGUUUUUACAUCGCCGCAUCAAAGAUCUUUCUGGCGGACAGAAGAAGCUUCUAUCUGUGGCGCAAGCCCUUAUUACGGAACCGGGUAUCAUUCUUUUGGACGAGCCGACGUCGGGUUUGGACGCGAUGACUGCCGAAACACUGAUGCUGGCACUGUCUAACGUGGUUUCGAAGACCAAAUGUUGCAUGGUGGUCGUUAUUCAUCAGCCGAGUGGGCUAGUGUAUUCGUUGUUUGACGAUCUCGUGUUGUUGUGCAGGGGAAAAGUGAUCUACUCGGGUCCUCGAGAACGCGCAGACAAGGCUCUUGACGCAUUGGAUCGAAAGUUGCAGAGACGCCACGAGCACCGACGAAAGGGCUCUAAAACGUCUUCGGCGCAACAAAACAAGAUCAUGGGCCUGAGAAGCACGUCGAAGGAACAGGGGUCGCGAGUGGGUUCGAAGGCCUCUUCUGCGGCUGGACGUCCUGGAGUUUCUUCGAAGGAUGCACCGGCACCAGUCAGUUCUGAUGCGACCUUGGCGAGAGCGAUGAACAUGUUUCAAUCCCCAGAACGGAAAUGGGACAUGCUCCGACACGCGCUGUUCGUGCCGCGUGCGCCGUCGGCGGCAGAUUUCAUCGGGGCAGAGUUGGCCGACGUAAAGAAAGACAUCUCCUCAAUCAAACGUGCGAUUGAUGGAGCUGAUCCCGCACCAGGCAAAGCGGCCCUCCUGAUCGAAGUCUUUGCUUACAAUCAGCUGAGCGUCGUUCAGAACUUGCCAUUGUUGCUCAUGCCAUUGGGAGCUGUCGUCGUCUGGGGGUACCACAACUAUGCUUCAUAUUUAUAAACGUGAAUGGCUAGACUCUGUACACUACUUAACUAGUUGUACAGAAUCGAUCCGGUGCUCCCUCUACAACUUGAACUUCAACUUCGGUCUCUCUGUUGCUAUCUUUAUGUGCAAACGAACAACUCACUUUCUUGCAGGUUCCUCGAGUCAUCGUCUGCAAAACACGAUGCGGCCAAGUGCAUGCUAGAGGUUUAUGUCGUCGGUUUUGCGGUCAUUAACAUUCUCCUGCCGACGGUCUUUUCGCACCUGCAUACGAAUAAGGACUGCCUCCAGGAUCGCAUCUUUCGAGGCCCAGAUAUGUUUUGGGUUUUGAUAUUAUGAAGCUAUACAGCUUUCCAGUUUGACUUUUUCACAACGACAAGAAUCGUGUACUAGGAGGAGACUCAUCUAGAACCAGUAUACUAUUAGUCAUCUUCUAAUGGUGCUUUUUUCACAGCUGUUAUCUGUACUGAUCGCGUUGAUGAUGGGCUCCUUGUCUGUGCCUGCCUACAGUUUACCCGCAGACACUAUGCGUAAUUGCGGUGUUAUCGAGCAUGUGGCAGUGUGCUAUCUUUAUGCGACCUUCAUCUCGCUUCUGCUGAACACGCUCAUGUUCAGGGCGAGGGGACACGAGGAUUCCGCACGCAUGGCAGCAGUGUUCACCCAGCUUGCGGUCGUCACUGCGGCGUUGUCGCUUUUCAGCGGUUUUACAAUUACACUUUCCGAAAGUGCCUGGCUCCAAACUCUGCUCAUGCUGUCGCCACCCUUCUGUUAUGCUACAUCUACAGGAUGAAAACGUUAUAUUCGAAUCGAAUUCCUCGGAUGACACCAGUGGUAACUUCGGAUGCCUCACUCAAUAGAUUCAGAAGAUUCACCAGCACCAACAGGAUGCACUACCACUAACGUGACAUGACCACCAUUCUAGUACGUCUACAUUUCAUCUUUAUGCAGGUUUCUAAUUUUUGGCGCAAAAAAAGCUCGUGGUUGCGGGUUUUCUGAAUGAGAGCUACGGUUGCAUCGGAACGGACUGUCUGCUUAACAGUGGCAAUGCGUGGAUUGCCAUGCUUUAUGGCGCUCCAGAUAGCGAGUGGAGCUACUUUUUUCUCUGCGUCUUUUCUGUGGUGACGCUUGUCCUUGCGCGUCUCAUGUGGCUGUGGAAAAUGGGCGCGCCUGCAGUAAAGGCGUUAGUACCGCUAGGCCCUGACAAACCGGCAUCUUCUGUUAAGCAUGGGCACCUUAUUUCCAUAUUUGUCGAGAAGUUUCGUUACCCGAAAAGGAUCAUUCAUUUAAAUGUUGAGUUCCAAACUUGUUGCCACGACUAGAAUUCGAUUACCGCUCUAAGGUUGUCGCUCUCUUUCCGGCGGUUGCGACUUCCUCGUUUGCGGGACUCCUCGACCGCAUUAUGAUUGCUGUGGCGCGCCAGGAUGAAGCAGAUAUUGCUACCUAGAAUCUUCAUCUUGGUGAUAGGAGAAUAUAAGUAAUUAUUGCAGGUUUGUUUUUCGUAGAAGUAGUGCUUUUUCUUUUGUUCUUCAGCAGAUUUUCAUAAAUGCAGUUUGUUGAUGAAGAUCAUUAACGAUUAGUGAUGAGUAAGUUUCGUUUCACGAGUAAGAUAGGCUACCGAUUACAGUGAUGCAAAGGACUAGUAGUUCGUCUUGAAGGAUGCAAAGGUGGAACAACAUUCACUUGCAGAGUUUGUUAACGACAGGUUGAACGUUCCAGUACAGGCGCUGACGCUGAUAAGUAGAUCUUUCCGCAAUCACAAGACCAGCUUGUAUUUUCUCCGAUCUUGAUGUUGAUCCGACGCGGGUUCAAUUUUGUAUUUCUCUUUUUGUAGGAGAUAUGCAUCACAGGCGUUCUCCACAGGAGCUACCGCAUUCCACAGCAUUUGUAGAAGAGAUGGUCC